Ixodes scapularis (black-legged tick) is the source of this 1593-nucleotide messenger RNA. RefSeq names its product 4-coumarate--CoA ligase 1. The record is from RefSeq and is a predicted model, not a curated record. Lineage: Eukaryota; Metazoa; Arthropoda; Arachnida; Ixodida; Ixodidae. The transcript is spliced from 9 exons. The coding region runs from base 1 to 1593 and encodes 530 amino acids. Gene Ontology annotation, molecular function: CoA-ligase activity.
AUGGCGCUUAAGGCACGGAUCGAAAAUGGUGUCGUCUUCUCCCCGUACCCGUCGCUACCCGUGCCGGAAAUGUCGCUUUACCAGGUGGUCAAACAUUGCCUCGAGCAACACGGGAACAGAACAGCUGUGGUCUGGGAGGACGAACAAAUCACGUUCUCAGAGCUCCUCAAGAUGUUCCAGCGGUACGCCGCUGGGUUCCAGAGACACGGCGUUGAUAAAGGCGAAAAGGUUCUGGUUCAUCUGGACAACUCUCUGGAAAACAUGAUCGCAAUGUACAGUAUCGUGUUUGCUGGGGGAGUUGCUGUGGCGUCUGAAACGAUCCUGUCAGACGAUGACAUUCUUUAUAUGAUUCGUAAUAGUAACGCCACCCACAUCCUCACCACAUCGAGUGAAGCUAGCCGUUUUAGCGGCAUGCGGGAAAGGCUGGAGAUAAAGGGUUGCUUCACCACAGGAACCGCCCCGGGAUUUGUCUCCGUGGCCGAGUUCAAGAAGCUGAAGGAAGAUUCAUACGAAGAGUUGCCUGCGGAGGACGCCAAGAACGAAGUGGUCGUGCACUUGUACACAUCGGGAACAACGGGUCGACCGAAGGCCGUCGAGCACACGCAUUACAGCCUCGUGGCAAUUUUGCCCCGGCCCGGGUAUCCUCAAACUUGCGAUUGUCAAGAGGUUUUUGCUUCCUGGAUACCGAUCACAGCGGUUGCUGGGUUUACGUUUUUUCUGACAAAAUGUUCUUAUGGAGCGGAGACUGUUCUUCUCUCCAAAUCAACUGGUACAGAGGAAAUACUAGACUCCCUGAGAAAGUACAAGGUGACUUGUGUGGCAGGGAGUGGCCCCCGAAUGGUGCUGCUUGCCAAGGCGAUGGAGAAAAAAGGAAUUCGGCUGGAAAGUCUGAAGAACAUCGUUAUUUGCAGUGUCUCUGUGACACAUAAGCUUCUGAGGCAACUUGAACCGUCGUUUGGCGUGGCUGUCAUCAAAAAUUCCUAUGGAACUACGGAAGCAAUCGGGAUCUGUAGACCCCCCUACGGUGCAUCCAAGUGGUAUGGCAUUGGAUUCCCAUAUCCGAUGGUAGAAAUUAAGGUUGUGGACGUCCAGAGUGGGAAAGUGCUCGGGCCAAACGAGAAAGGAGAAGCACUAGUGAAGUCGCCGUCUUCCAUGCGGGGCUAUUACGGAAAUCCGGAAGCUACGUCACAAGCGAUUACUCCCGAUGGAUGGGUUCGAACAGGUGACAUCUGCUAUUACAAUGAAGAUGGCCAGUUCUUCCACGUUGAGAGAAUGAGCCAGUUUUUCCGAUGCAUGGGUAUCCAAGUAGCUCCCUCCUCCAUUGAGAGCGUGUUGCUCAACCACGAAGGAAUCGCAGAGGCGGCUGUCAUCGGUGUUCCUCAUCCACAGUAUGAAGAAGUGGCCAUGGCGUUUGUUGUGUUGACAGAAUCUUGCGGGAAAAUCACCGAGGCAAUGCUCCAAAACUUCGUCGCAGGUCAACUUGGAAAGUACAUGCACCUUCAUGGAGGGGUAAAGUUUGUUCACAGGUUACCAAGAGACACCAAUGGCAAAGUCAUCAGAAAAAAAUUGCAGAUGCUUCACGUGGACGAUUAG